Ostertagia ostertagi is the source of this 467-nucleotide messenger RNA. NCBI's taxonomy places the organism in Eukaryota, Metazoa, Nematoda, Chromadorea, Rhabditida, Trichostrongylidae. The record is from the annotation of a GenBank genome assembly.
AUGGACAAAGUGUUGCUCAAAUAUACGGAAUACAACGAACCGCAUGAGAGUCGUACAAAUUCGGAUAUAAUGGAGGCUCUCCAACGAAAGGAGUCAAAGCAUGGCGGUGGUGGCGAUUCGGACGACGAUAGUCCUGGUCCGUCAACUCCGAUGAACGGCCACGCCUCAGUCAACGUCAACGAUCAACAACCACCUACAGUUGCACCUCAACCGCCUGCCGCCGCCAUUCAUCCGCUCUAUACCAAUCUCUUUCUCCAUCCACAAUACCGUCCACGCCCAGAACCCACCAAACAGCACAUCGACUUCCCUACAACCAGUUCAUUUCCGUACGAUUCAGCGAAUGCCCCGUCACUACAGCAACAUCCGUUAGCAGCUGCAGAUGCCGAUUGCGAACUCGUAGCGCCACGGUCCACAGCUGAUCAGCCGUUGUGGGCCGCAGCGCUGCAGCACAAGCCUCAGCAACAGCA